AUGCAAAAGGAAAUCGAUAAUUUUGUGAAAGGAAGGAAGGGAUUCAAAGCAAAAAAGCUGGCUCAAGACGAGUUUAAGUUGAUGGCUGACUUUCAAAAUGUUGCCGUUGAUGAUCUAGGCCGAAAAAACGAGGGAAUUGGAUAUGAGAUGAAUAACAUGAAAGUAAACGGAGGAUAUAUUUCAACCGAAGCAACUGAGAGAAAUGAAUGGCUCACUUGCAAGCAAAAGAUUUACGUUUGCGGAGGGUUUGAUGGAGAAUUCAUCCUCAAUUCCGUGGAUUCGUUCAGUUUGCCUGAGAACUCCUGGAAACAAGAGCCAGCGAUGAACGUGCCACGAUCAACUUUUGCAGCGUUUGUUUACCAGGGGCAAAUCAAUGCAACCGGAGGUUGGGAUGGAAGCGAGUACACUAACAGCAUUGAGAGGUUUCGUGUCUGCGAGAGUGAUACUGAAUGGGUCGGGUCUUUUGUCAAGAUACCAAUCAAAUGCAACGGUCAUGGGAUUGUUUGUCGUGAAAAUACCGUCAUUUUAACUGGUGGACGUGAUGGGGACAUCGUUUCAGAUAGAAUUCACGAAAUUAAACUGAUUCCCCCAUACACGACGAAUUUAUUGACCCGGUUGCCAGAGAGAAGAUGUUACCAUGGUUUCCAGAUCAUUGGCAACGAGGUCAUCGUUGCUGGUGGACGGACAUCAACAUGCAUCGAAGACGCUAAAAACACUGUUUAUGCGUACAAUAUUAAGAAUAAUGAAUGCAGAACUCUAUCGCCACUACCAUAUCCCGUCGCCGCUAUGGCUACUCUUUGUUAUAAAGGUAAUGUAAUUUUGAUCGGAGGUCAUAACGAGAAAGACGAAACCUUGAACACAGUAUUCAUGUACGAAGUGAAAACAGGAAAAAUUAAGAUGUUACCUUGUCUUAAUCAUAAAAGAGAAGGAAGUGCAGCAGUUAUCACUGGCAAUAUGAUCAUUGUCAUGGGUGGUUAUGAUUACGAAAGUGAUACCUUCUUAAAUUCAGUCGAAUGCUUAAAUUUAAGUAGCGAUAAUGAGUGGAAAGAAUUGUCACUGAUGACAAAGAAACGAGGUUUUGCAACUGCUGUCCUCGUGAACUAG
Molecule: messenger RNA, 1104 nt
Organism: Dendronephthya gigantea
Lineage: Eukaryota; Metazoa; Cnidaria; Anthozoa; Malacalcyonacea; Nephtheidae
Product: kelch-like protein 4
Exons: 1
Coding region: 1-1104 (367 amino acids)
Molecular function (GO): protein binding
Source: RefSeq, a predicted model, not a curated record